AAGGAACCUAUUAAAUAUUGAGCCGUUUGGUGGUUGAGCUGCUUUGCCUGAAAUGGCAGAAGCCAGUAUUUCAGUAGCUCAAGAUCAGUUCAUCUGUUCGAUCUGUCUGGACCUCCUGAAGAAACCAGUGACCAUCCCUUGUGGACACAGUUACUGUAUGAACUGCAUUACUGAAUACUGGAAUUAUCAAUCGAAAGUUUACAGCUGCCCUCAGUGCAGACAGACCUUCAAACCGAAACCUGCUUUAAACAAGAACGUGGUGAUGGCAGAAAUGGUGGAGAAACUGAAGACAGGAUUAUUAAAUGCUCUCAGGUGUGCAGGACCUGGAGAUGUGGAGUGUGAUGUCUGCUCUGGGAGAAAAUAUAAAGCUGUGAUAUCCUGUCUGGUGUGUCUGGAAUCUUACUGUCAGACUCACUUUGAGCGUCAUGAGGAGUUCCACUCGGGCAGACACAAAGUGACCGAUGCUACUGGACAACUGAAGCAGAUGAUCUGCUCUAAACAUAAUAAACAACUAGAAAUCUUCUGUCGUACUGAUCAGUGCUGUAUCUGCUAUUUGUGCACGAUGGAUGAACACAGAAAUCAUGACACUGUAGCAGCCGUGGUGGAGAGGACAGAGAAACAGAAACAGUUGGAAGAAACACAGAGAAGUUUCCAGCAGGUAAUCCAGGAGAAGGAGAAAAAGCUUCAGGAACUGAAAAAGCCAGUAAAGACUCCUGAGCGCUCUGCACAGACAGUGCAAGACAGUCAGAGAAUUGCUGAACCAGCCUACUCCACUGCGGUCACAGUGAUCAGAGAUCAAGAAAACACUGCAGGCAGUCGAGAUGAAGGACAACUGGACGUAGGUCAACUGGAGCAGGAGAUUGCAGAUCUUAAGUGGAGAGAAGCUGAGCUGAAGCACCUUUCCGGCACAAAUGAUCACAUCUGUUUUCUACAGUGUUUCCAGUCUCUUGUUUCACCUCUUGAAGCCUCAGAUGGACCCAUUAGGACCAGUUCUCUUCUCACAUCUGAUGUGCGAAAAUCUAUCUCUGAACUGAAAGAGCAACUGUACAGUUUGUGCAGAGAGGAGGAGAAAAAAAUAUCUAACAGUGGUGAAGCAAGACCACCCCUACCUCUCAGAACACAACUUCCACUACCAACACGCCUUCCAUCUCUCCAAUCACCACCCUCACCACCGCCACCUCUCCGUUCUCAGCUACCACUUCCACCAACACCUCCAUCUGUCCAACCACCACCCUCACCACCCCCACCAUUCCAACCACCACCUCCACCACCACCGGCUCUCCGUUCUCAGCAACCACUUCCACCAACACCUCCAUCCACCCAAUCACCAAAUGCACCACUCCCAUCUCCCCGUUCUCAGCAACCCCUACCCCGUCCAUCCGUCCAAUCACCACCUCCAGCACUCCCAGCUCUCCGUGCUCAGCAUCCACUUCCACCAAAACCUCCAUCUAUCCAAUCACCCCCUCCACUUUCCCGUUCUCAGCCACCUCUUCCACCUCCAUCUCUCCCAUCACCACAUCUACCACUCCCACUUCCUCGUUCUCAGCAACCACUCCCACCACCACUUCCAUCCCUCCAACCACCACCCUCACCACCCCCAUCUCUCCGAUCACCCCCUCCAACACUCCCCCCAUCACCCCCACCUCUCCAAUCACCAUCUUCAUCUCUCCCCCCAACUCUCCAAUCAUCAUCUUCAGCACUCCUCCCAUCUCUCCAAUCACCACCUCCACCACUCCCCCCAACACCCCCAGCUCUCCGAUCACAACCACCCAUCCCACCACCCAAACCUCUCCGAUUACAAUUUCCACCAUCUCCAACUCUCGGCUCACAAACUUCACCUCCACCACUACCCCCACCUUUCGGUUCACAAACCUCACCACCACCCUUACCCCCACCUUUCCGACCAAACCAUUGAAGGCCUGGGUUUACUCCUUUUUUACUCUAACUUUCACAAUGCAUUUUAAAAUAUACUCAACUGUGGAUAAGCAUGGAUACGGGAGUUUGACCACCCAGUGGACUUUAUCUGUGUGAACAUUUGCCUUGCAACUGCACUGUUGUAGUAGCUCUAUGUGCCUACUGCCUAGAGAUAAAAACUGGCCUGCACACAAACGUUCAUGGACAGUCCUGAUGACUCUAACUGCAUUACAAGGAAAUUGCACAAACCUGCUUUGUUGUUGCUUGUUUUUAUCCAAGUGUAAACAAUCAAAAAUGCUUUUUGAUUCCCAAUGUUUUGGCAUGUGGCAAGCCUCAAUGAAAACAGAUCUUCAUAAACCUCAAAUGCAAUCCUAUUGACUAAAAUGGACACACAGUGGAUACAAAGUCACCUCAAUAUCCCUUUUAAAAGAUUCAUGAUAUGAUAUAUUUUCUUUUAAAUUGUUUUACACUUUGUUCUACACUGUGGUGUUGUGUUAAAUGCUUUGAUAAUGCGAUAGCAUACUGUAUGGGUAGCAUGGGUCUCAAACUCAAUUCCUUAAGGGGCCACAGCUCUGCAGUUUUGCUCCAACCCUAAUCAAACACAGCUGAUCCAACUGAUCAACGUGUUCGAGACUCUUUUGAACACCUUGAUUAGUUGGAUCAGCUGUGUUUGAAUGAGGUUGGAGCAAAACUGUGCAGAGCUGUGGCCCUCCAGGAAUUGAGUUUGAGACCCAUGGAUUAGAACAUAAGUCUCAAGCUCAAUUCCUCGAGGGCCGCAACUCUGCACAGUUUUGCUCCAGCCCUAAUCAAACACAGCUGUUCAAACAAAUCAAGGUGUUCAAGACUACUAGACGCUACUAGAUCAGCUGUGUUUGAGUAGGGUUGGAACAAAACUGUGCAGAGCUGCGGCCCUCCAGGGAUUGAGUUCGAGACCCAUGGAUUAAAGGGUUUAUUGUCACCAUAGGUUUGACUAUAGCGGGUUACUGUGAUCACACGGGGACACUGUUAGGUGCAUGGUGGAAUUGGCGACAGGAGGCUGUUAGGGUUCUGUAAUAAAGAGAUUUAUAAAACUCU
Molecule: messenger RNA, 2988 nt
Organism: Danio aesculapii
Lineage: Eukaryota; Metazoa; Chordata; Actinopteri; Cypriniformes; Danionidae
Gene: ftr21
Product: finTRIM family, member 21
Exons: 4
Coding region: 53-1915 (620 amino acids)
Molecular function (GO): zinc ion binding
Source: RefSeq, a predicted model, not a curated record